AUGCAUCACCCCACUAUGCUCGCCGCCGCUGGCGUUGCCGUCCUGUCGGCUUUGCCCGGUGUUCAGGCCGGCAUGUACCCAAAGAGCUCUCCCGUUUUGCAGCUCGACGCCCGUAGCUACGAGCGUUUGAUUGCCAACUCCAACCAUACCUCGAUUGUCGAGUUCUACGCCCCUUGGUGCGGUCACUGCCAGAACCUCAAGCCCGCCUAUGAAAAGGCUGCCAAGAACCUCAACGGUCUUGCCAAGGUCGCCGCCAUCGACUGUGACGAUGACGCCAACAAGCCCUUUUGCGGCAGCAUGGGCAUCCAGGGCUUCCCGACUCUCAAGAUCGUGAAGCCCGGCAAGAAGCCCGGCAAGCCCAUCGUCGAGCCGUACGAGGGACCCCGCACCGCCACCGGCAUCGUCGAGGCCGUCGUCGGCAAGAUCACCAACCACGUCAAGCGCGUCACCGACAAGGACCUCGACUCCUUCCUCGAGGGCGACAAGCCCAAGGCCAUCCUCUUCACGGACAAGGGCACCACCAGCGCCCUCCUCCGCAGCGUCGCCAUCGACUUCCUCGACGCUGUCACCGUCGGACAGGUCCGCAACAAGGAGUCUGCGGCCGUCGAGAAGUUUGGAAUCAAGUCCUUCCCCACCCUGGUGCUUCUGCCCGGUGGCGACAAGGAGCCUAUUGUCUACGAUGGAGAGAUGAAGAAGGAUGGAAUCGUCAAGUUUAUUUCUCAGGUCGCCGAACCCAACCCCGACCCCGCGCCCGCCAAGGGUAAGAAGACCGAGAAGAAGUCGGAAAAGAAGAGCAAGUCCGCGUCUGCCAAGUCUAGUUCCUCCACUAAGCCCGCCGCCGCCUCCGAGGAGGCAUCAGCCGAACCCGAGGCGCCUACCGAGACCCCGUCUACCAAGGCGGCCCCUCCUCCUCCCGCUCCCGCCGUCCCUGUCCUCGCCACCCCCGAGACUCUCCAGCAAGAGUGCCUCACUUCCAAGUCCCACACCUGCGUCUUGGCAUUUGUCCCGACCAAGGAGAGCGAGAACGCCCAGAAGGCCCUGGGCAGCCUCGCCGAGAUCGCCCACAAGUACGCCAUUGCUCAGCGCAAGCUGUUCCCCAUCUUCGCCGUUCCCGAGGAGAACACCGCUGGUGCUUCCGUCGUCAAGGGUCUCUCCUUGAAGGACGAGGUUGAGAUCGUCGCCGUGAACCCUCGCCGUGGCUGGUGGAGACACUACGAGGGCAACUUUGACGCCAAGAGUGUCGAGAACUGGAUUGACGCUAUUCGACUGGGUGAGGGCUCCAAGCAAAAGUUCCCCGAGAGCCUGGUUGUCGAGGAGGUCGAGGCCGCGCCCAAGGAAGCCACGGAGUCUACCGCAGCCACCGAGCCCACCCCCGAGGCGGAGACGGAGGCCCCCAAGGAGACGGUAUCUGAGCCUCCCAGCAAGCACGAUGAGUUGUAA
Messenger RNA from Colletotrichum truncatum, 1440 nucleotides. RefSeq lists its product as uncharacterized. NCBI's taxonomy places the organism in Eukaryota, Fungi, Ascomycota, Sordariomycetes, Glomerellales, Glomerellaceae. Gene Ontology annotation, molecular function: protein-disulfide reductase activity. The record is from RefSeq and is a predicted model, not a curated record. Gene Ontology annotation, biological process: response to endoplasmic reticulum stress. Gene Ontology annotation, cellular component: endoplasmic reticulum lumen.